AAUCAUGGUUUAUAUAAUUUCCUUUUUAUCUUUAUCUUUUUCUAAUUUUAGAAUAAAAAAAAGGUAAAAAGUAAGUUAAACGGAGAUUAAAAUCAAUCUACGUUCGAAGAAUUGGGCUACUUUUUUAUGCAUGUAUAAUUGAAUAGAAUUUUAUUGUAUUUAUUGUCUUUGAAUCUUGGCACUUUACAAAAAUUUGAAAGUAACGGGAAGUGUUGAUAAAACUUGCGUAACAGAUAUAAUUUAAUAUUAUAAUUAAAUAUCGGUUGUGAUAAAUUAGAUAAUUUUUUUAGAAAAAAUAUUAGAUGAGAAUUGAAAUAUACGUUUUCAAUAUCUUCGAAAAGUUUGUAAAAAACAAUUUUCUAACUUAGGGAGACAUGUGUCAAACAUUUCCAAACAUCAAAAAUAUCAAAAUUGAAUAUUGUUUUUAUAUUGUUUAUUAUUAAUCUUUUUAAUUAUUUUUAUUUUUAAUUUUAUAUUUAUUUUUAUAUCUUCAUAUCUAUAUUUAUAGUUGUUUUACAUGUUUCGAAACAACAGAAGAUAUUUAUAUAUUACAUUGAAGUGAAAGGUUUCUAAGAGUCCAUAUACAUUAACUUGUAAAUAUUUUAUGAUUUAUUCAAAUGAUUCGUGUCGAGGGAAAAGGAAAGGAAAGUACAGUCUAUGCCAGUUUUGAAGGCAAUUUUUCAGACGUUUAUUUUUUAUGUUACAGAAAUAUUACAAAAUAUAAAACACUCUAGUUUACAUUUAUAUUUUCAAAAUCUUAUUUUUCAAAAGCAAAAUGGUAUGCCAAUAUUGGUCAUCUUCCUUUAUUCUAUACAAUAAAAUGGAAAGUUGUAAAUUCCUAUUUCUCAGGAUUCGCGGUUUCGAAACGUUAUUUCGGGAAACGAGGUUCCUAAACGAGACUUGUUCGGUCUUACUUCUUCUGCGAAGGAGAAGGGAAAGGGUUCAUGCUCACCUGAACCCUUUCGCAUAUCUCGUCGGGCCGGUCGGUCGUCGCACCAGCCGCGAGGGAGGGAACGGAGGGAAUGACAUAAAACUCUGAAACGAUGUCGGGAGGUAGCGCACUCUACGACAGGACCGAAGUGAGAGAAAGACACGAGAGCGCGGGCGUUGUUGAAUUCUUCUCCGCUUUCUCCCUCUGCCGCGCACCACGUCGCGCAACAUAUCGCGCGACACACGAACACGCGAGUCAACCGAGAUUAGUCGACCACCCUCGCGACAACCGGCUUCAGUUCGCGACACGAGACAAAAAUCGACCUACGAGGAAGUUAUAAAGGAGACCAGUUCUGGUACCAGAUCGCGCAGAUCAGUCGACUUCACUCAGAAGCGAAAGUCAGAAAAAGAGAAGAAACAGCCGAGCACCUGAUCGUCGACCUUAUCGCAGGCAAAUCAGAAAAAAAAACGGAACGGCAAUGUGUGUCCGCACGCUGUUGGGUAACGAGACGAGCGAGUCACUGCUGAUCGCGCCGUCAGUCAUCGCGGAUUCGAAGCGAUGCGACAAGCUGUCGCGUACCAAGGAAAAGUACAUGAGGCUCUACGAGGAGAUGUUGGAAAAGGAGGAGCAGCAACGUCAGGAGCAAGAGCGAGAGGAGAACGCGCUCUUCCUGCCCGACCUGGCCGACGACGUCUUGGCCGCCAGCACCAAUCACUACGGCCUGCUGCUGAAGAAGCUGUCCACGUAUUACGAGAUCGUGCGCCGCUCCAAAGUGUUCAAGAUCCUCUUCUACACGACGCAACCCGCACACAUAAUCACAAUCGCUGCAGUCUUAUUCGUUACGUCAGUCCUGCUUCCAGUCAAGGGAAGGAUGCAGGCUCCUUCUUAUUCGCGAAUGAUGUCCUUCAUUUAUCUCGCAUCUUUUGUCAUACAUUUCGGUGCUCAAAUUUGGAUGACAUUCGUAUCAGGUCUGUCUUUGUACUUUGCACUGCCACGACAUGCAUUUAGCGAAGUGCAACGCGUCCUAUUUCCAAGAUAUUUCACGAUUAACGCGUGUCUGAGUCUCAUCACGUUGCUCAUAUUUGUCAAACAGCAUCCGACGUAUACAUGGGACACCGAAAUUACUGUUCAGGUUGGUGCGAUAUCCGGAGCCUUUUUCUUGGAGUUGCUGAUACGUCUCUACCUAACACCGCCGCUUCUUCAGUUGAUCGUACAGAAAAAUAACUUCGAGCGCGCAGUGGGCGUCGGUAACGAGAUAGGCCGUCACAAUCCCGGACCGCUCAAAAAUUGUACGCACUACUUAAAGAUACACCGAGCGUUCCGCCGAGUGCACGUGUGCAUAGCCAUGGGAAACAUGCUGACUAUGGCGUGUACGGUACUUCAUCUCUAUUACAUAGCGAGCAAAUUGUGCGCUCUGUAAGAACAAUUAGUAUUUGAUCAUAAAAUUUAUAUACAGGGUGAUGCCUAAGUACAAAAUAUCUUCGUUUAUUUUUGAAAGAAAUGGUCUUAUAAACGUACCGUAAAUUACACUUUGUUUUCAAAAUACUAAAGUGUCAAAGUUGAAAGAAAGAUGAAAAUUUCGAAAAUGUGAAAAACAGCUAUAUUUUAUUCAAAUUUAGUAUGCGCACAUCUAGCAUUAAGGAUUAUUUUCCGGUGUGAGGUAAAACAUUUUUAGAUUCAUUUUUUACACAUUGUUAGCAUACCUUAUAAUAAUUUUGAAAACAAAGUAGUUUUAUUAGAAUCUUCUUAAACAAGCUUAAUAGAAUAUUCUCUAUUUCCUGUACUUACUUAGGAGUCACCCUAUAUGUGCUUUCGCGUUCAAGGGCUCAAAAGUUUUUGAAAAAAUAUAGAAUCUAGAAAAUAAUUUUGAGAAGAGCAUUUUAGUAGUAACGCGUUAGUACGUGUCUCGUAUGGUGGUAGCAAAAAUUCAAAUGCACCGAAAUAUUCAGAUCUAAGGGUGCAAGAUAUGAUUUUCCUGCCAUUAAAAUUACUUGCAAAAGACUGUAUAAUGAGUCUUUCAGUACAGUUGCCUUGAAUUUCAAACCUCGACGAAUAGAGGAAGAAAUAUCGAAGUAUAUUAGUGUACCUUGUAAUCUGAACUUACUCUAUGUUAAAAUAGAAUGAGUAUUCAGAUCAUAAACAUUAUUUGCAUGAUGUAAGUCACGCUGUGACUUAUUCUCAGAGAAGCCAGUAGCCAAUUCAAAGGAGAAUCAAGCCGAGGUAAAAGUAACCACUUCUCACAAAUAUGAUCUGCUUACAAUUCGUCAGUAGUGCUGUAUAAAUUAUUGCUGAAAGUAGUGCGAAGCGCGUGCAUGUAAUUUGUGAGAAUGUCUAGAGAUUUGAGUGGUCAUUUAUUUAUUCGUCGGCCUAAAACGGCCGAUGCUUCUAUGUAAAUAAUAUAUAUCUCAUAAAUCGAAAAAUAUAUCGAUUCGUUUGUAUUUGUAUAACUCGUAAGGUAUAUAAAACAUUUUUAUAUCCGUAUAUUUUAUAAGUUUUAAACAUAGAUUUUUAUUAAGAUAUAUUUCUUUUAUAUAUCGGCGUGAGAACAAUUACUCUUAUUAAAAAAUGUAUUGACAAUUGGAUCAAAGUAUCCUGUCUACGAUGGAAAAUCGUGGCUCACUUAUAAUGAUAGAUAUUAAAAAUUUUCAUAUCGAAUUGCUUUGUGAUUUUAAGAUCGCUGUUGUUAUAUUGGAUGCAAUAAAAAUAUAUCUACUCUGUAUCAGAGCUAAUGAUAUUUAUUGAGAUUGCACACUAAAAAAGGAUGGUAUAGAUAUAAAUGUAGCUACGAUAUCAAAAUGAAGGAAUGAAUUUAGCACGAUUAUUUUGUACUAAUUAAAUGAAUUACGGACACAUACACGCAUAUAGAGCUCAUUGCUGUAAAUAACUGCAUUUCGUUCAUAUUUAAUAUUUGUAAAUCAUACGAUAUCUCACAUAACAAUAUACGAGUAUAUAUUA
This is a messenger RNA of Monomorium pharaonis (pharaoh ant), 3886 nucleotides long. RefSeq names its product transmembrane protein 205. The transcript is spliced from 4 exons. NCBI's taxonomy places the organism in Eukaryota, Metazoa, Arthropoda, Insecta, Hymenoptera, Formicidae. The coding region runs from base 1410 to 2351 and encodes 313 amino acids. The record is from RefSeq and is a predicted model, not a curated record.